AUGGGUUCCGGAGGGGACAAGAUCGCCGACCUGGCCACGGACACCAAGGAGCCGUCCAACAAGACUAAUAUCACCUCCGACUACGGUGUCAAGACGCCCAACCCCGAACACUGGUUGUCCAUCUCCAACGAGGACCGUCAAGGGCCCAGUCUGAUUGAGGACCCGUUCUCCCGCGAGAAGAUCACCCGUUUCGAUCAUGAACGCAUCCCAGAGCGAGUGGUUCACGCCCGUGGCACUGGCGCUUUUGGAACGUUUCGCAUCCACGAGAGCCUUAGUGACCUCACUUUUGCCCCAGUACUGACAGACACGUCCCGCGAGACGUCUGUAUUUCUGCGCUUUUCGACCGUGCUUGGAAGCCGAGGCAGCGCUGAUACUGUGCGAGAUGUCCGUGGUUUCGCCGUCAAGUUUUACACUGAGGAAGGUAACUGGGAUAUUGUUGGCAACAACAUUCCUGUCUUCUUCAUCCAGGAUGCUAUCAAAUUCCCUGAUAUCAUCCACGCCGGCAAGCCUGAGCCCCACAAUGAAGUACCCCAGGCACAGAGUGCCCACAACAACUUCUGGGACUUUGUGUUCAACCACACCGAGGCCACACAUAUGUACAUGUGGGCCAUGUCAGACCGUGCCAUUCCACGAUCAUACCGCAUGAUGCAAGGGUUCGGUGUCAAUACGUACACACUCAUCAAUGCUCAAGGCAAGCGCUCCUUUGUCAAGUUCCACUUCACCCCAGAACUUGGCGUGCACUCGUUCGUUUGGGAUGAGGCUCUCAAGCUUGCCGGUCAGGACCCCGAUUUCCACCGCAAGGACCUUAUGGAGGCAAUCGACAACGGCGCUUUCCCCAAGUGGAAGUUUGGUGUUCAGGUCAUCAGUGAGGAGGACCAAGACAAUUUUGAAUUCGAUAUCCUCGACGCCACCAAGGUCUGGCCUGAAGAUCUUAUUCCUGUUCGCUACGUCGGUGAGCUGGAGUUAAACCGCAACGUAGACGAGUUCUUCCCACAGACAGAGCAGGUUGCUUUCUGCACGAGUCAUCUGGUUCCUGGAAUUGGUCACUCCGAUGAUCCUCUUCUGCAGGGUCGUAAUUUCUCAUACCAUGAUACACAGAUCAGCCGGCUGGGUGUCAACUGGCAAGAGCUGCCUAUUAACCGACCAGUCUGCCCCGUCAUGAACUUCAACUCAGACGGCCAGAUGCGCCACACAAUAAGGAAGAGUACUGUCAACUACUGGCCUAACCGGUUUUCGAAGAACCCUCCCGCCCAACCCAACGAGGGCGCGUAUAUUGAGUAUCAGCAGAAGAUUGAGGGUAUCAAGCAACGCACCAAGAGCAAGAAAUUCAGAGAGCACUUCAAGCAGGCCAUGCUUUUCUAUAACAGCCUGACCCCCUCGGAGAAGUCUCACGUCAUGAACGCUUUCGGAUUUGAGCUCGACCAUUGUGAUGAUCCAAUUGUCUACGAGAAUCUCGCGUCGCGUCUUGCAGACAUCGACAUGGAUCUGGCCAAGGACGUCGCCAAGUUGGUCGGCGCGCAAGUGCCGCAGAGAGAAAGCAAUCCCAACCAUGGCAAGAAGUCGAAGGGUCUGUCGCAGUUCGACUUUCCUCCGAUGAAGACCACCAUCGCCAGCCGACGCGUGGCGAUUAUAAUCGCCGAUGGGUAUGACUCCACGGCUUUCACUGCAGUCAAGACAGCUGUCACCGGUUCAAUGGCUACCCCUAUCAUAAUCGGGACUAAGCGGAGUGAAGUCUUUGCCGCGGGCCAGAAGAGGGAGCAGGGCAAGGGCGUUCGACCACACCACCACUUGGAGGGCUUCCGGUCGACCAUGGUCGACGCAGUGUUCGUUCCCGGCGGCAGGGAGUCCAUCGACACGCUCAAGAAGAGUGGACGUGCCCUUCACUGGGUGCGUGAGGCAUUUGGCCACCUCAAGACCGUCGGCGGCACUGGCGAGGCUGUCGAGCUUCUGCAGGCGGCAUUCCAACUGCCGGACGUGCAGCUCUCCAGCGGCGCCGAGGCCGUGGAGAGCUACGGCGUGGUGACGCUUGGCCAGGUCAAGCCUGACAGCUUCGGUGAAUCGUUCACCAUCGCAAAGGAGGGGGCUGGCUUUGUAGGCACGUUCUUGCAUUCCAUCUCGCUACACAGAAACUGGGACAGAGAGUCGGACGGGCUGAGCACUCAGGUGGCAUACUAA
Molecule: messenger RNA, 2175 nt
Organism: Diaporthe amygdali
Lineage: Eukaryota; Fungi; Ascomycota; Sordariomycetes; Diaporthales; Diaporthaceae
Product: catalase 1
Exons: 2
Coding region: 1-2175 (724 amino acids)
Biological process (GO): response to oxidative stress; hydrogen peroxide catabolic process
Cellular component (GO): cytosol
Molecular function (GO): heme binding; catalase activity
Source: RefSeq, a predicted model, not a curated record